GCUUUGAUACUAUUUCAUUUCGCAUCGAAUGACAAUCGAAGCGAGUCGGUGCUCUUUUGUCACAUCUGGAGCAAUUACAUAGUCUCGUCCUGUAUUUAUAAGCAUUUUUUUACUUUUAUGCAAGGUGGUCAUGUCAAAGAUAAUGAUGGCAUCGUUCUUAAUUUGAUGUGCAUUUAGAAACGUUAAAUAGUUGAAUUUGUAUAUUGUGUGUGCGCGCGUGAGACAAAUUGUGUACUUUAACAAGUUGUUAUGAAUUGUUAAUUGUAUAAAUUGUGAAAAUGGUAUCCCGCAGCGUAUCGGCUCGCAGGUGGUUUCACCCUAAUAUUACGGGUUUAGAAGCAGAACGUUUAUUAAUGGAACGUGGAUUUGACAGUUCAUUUUUAGCACGACCGAGUUCUUCAAAUCCUGGUGAUUUUACUUUAUCCGUUAGACGGAAUGGUGAAGUGACUCAUAUUAAAAUAAAAAAUGCAGGAGAUUUUUAUGAUCUUUAUGGUGGUGAAAAAUUUGCUACACUUUCCGAAUUAGUACAGUUUUAUAUGGACAAUGAUGGGCAAUUGCGUGAAAAAAAUGGUGAAAUUAUUGAACUUAAAUAUCCUCUCAAUUGUGCUGAUCCUACGUCUGAAAGGUGGUUUCAUGGCCAUUUAUCGGCAAAAGAAGCAGAACGAUUAAUGCUAGAACGCGGAAAAAAUGGGUCUUUCUUAGUGCGUGAAUCUCAAAGUAAACCUGGCGAUUUUGUUUUAUCAGUACGCACUGACGAUCGUGUCACGCACGUUAUGAUACGAUUUCAGGAUAACAAAUAUGAUGUUGGCGGUGGUCACAAAUUUGAUACUCUUAGCGAGUUAAUAGAACACUAUAAAAAGAAUCCAAUGGUUGAAACAAGUGGAAGUGUUGUUCAUCUUCGACAACCGUUUAAUGCAACGCGUAUUAAUGCUAGUAGUAUUGAAAGCAGAGUUAGACAAUUGCACAAAGAAAACGGUUGUUCCAAUGGCUGGUUGUGUUGGAAUGGUACUACUGGAAAUAGUGAAGAUGGUACGGGCCGUAGUAAAGGAAAAGCUGGCUUCUGGGAAGAAUUCGAGUCUCUGCAGCAGCAGGAAUGUCGAAAUAUGUUUUCGAGAAUAGAAGGUUUACGUCCAGAGAAUCGUUCUAAGAAUCGUUAUAAAAACAUUUUACCAUUUGAUUAUACUAGGGUAAAAUUAAAAGACGUAGAUUCUAAUAUUCCUGGAGCAGAUUAUAUUAAUGCUAAUUACAUAAGGAACAUAGAAAUUGAUGAUACAAGUGCCAUUGAGAAUCUUGAUGAUGUCGCAUCAUUUGGCAAGUGUUAUAUAGCUACUCAAGGUUGUUUACCAAAUACCAUACAAGAUUUUUGGCAUAUGGUCUACCAAGAGAAUACUCGUGUCAUUGUUAUGACCACCAAGGAGAUAGAAAGAGGAAAGAAUAAAUGUGCACGUUAUUGGCCAGAAGAAGGAACAACUUCUGAAUAUGGUAAUGAAUGGAAAGUGCGUGCUAUAUCGCGAACCUCAACUGCUGAUUAUACUUUGCGCGAAUUUCUUUUACAAGGAACUAAACCGAAUUUUUCGGAAUCCAGGAGAAUUUAUCAUUACCAUUUUCAGGCAUGGCCUGAUCAUGGUGUUCCAUCAGAUCCUGGUUGUGUAUUGAACUUUUUGCAUGAUGUAAAUGCCAGACAGGAAUCGAUUGAAGCAUCUCUGAUCACAGCAUCAAAAGAUCAGGCAUCAAAAGAUCACAGCAAUCAGGAUGUACCAUCUAUAGGACCAAUUCUCGUUCAUUGUAGUGCUGGAAUUGGUAGAACUGGUACAUUUAUUGUUAUUGAUAUGAUUUUGGAUCAAAUUAAAUGUCAUGGAUUAGAUUGUGAAAUUGAUAUUCAACGUACAAUACAGCGAGUACGUUCACAAAGAUCUGGAAUGGUUCAGACAGAGGCACAAUAUAAAUUUGUCUAUCUCGCUGUUCUACACUAUAUCGAAACUGUAUCUCAACGGAUGCAAGCAGAACAGAAAUCACUUCAGUUGGGCAGAGAAUACACCAACAUUCGUUAUAAAAGUGAAAUAAGUAAUUCCACCAAUACUAUUGUAGGUGAAACCUCUACUCCUACUUGUACGCCAACAAUUCCUCCAACAUUACCAACACCCAUCUAUAGCUUGAAGUCAAAAUAAUUUUUCUCAUGCUCUAUCUCUCAGUACAUUUGAGAAAGCAAAAAAGAGGCUUUAUUAUUCUUUUGCUCUUUCUUUCUCUUUGUAUUUUCUAUUUCUUUAUUAUUAUAAAUAAUGUGCAACAUACAUAUAUACAUAGACUGCAUAUACAUAAAUAUUUCUAUGUUUUAACUAGUACGAAGUUGAUAAUUUAAGAUAAAAUGAAAUAAUUGGUUUUUUUCAAUUACUGCCUUAUACAAGGAUAGCUAUAAGAUAUUAUAGCUAUCCUUGUAUAUUGACAGUGAAUAGAGCAACAUGUUAUUUAUAAAAUAAGAUAGAAUGAAAAAUAGAGUAAGGAAGCAACUGAAACAAAUAAAAUAUCUCAUUUAUCUUGUGCCUAUCAGACUAAAGAUUAAAAUUGAGAUUAAAUUGAAACUUAAUCAAAAAAAAGAAAACCAUCUCAAGUUUAAUCUGAAUUUUGUUUAGAUUGGUUAAAUUCUAAUUCAAUCUUAAUUUUAAUCUAGUCUGAUACAGACUUUAAAAAUUGAUGCAAAUUGAUUUCAAUGCUUGUAAUCUGUGUAUAUAUGUUAUUGAUAAUAUUACAAGAAGAACAUAAUAUGACAUACCUUAAG
Messenger RNA from Pogonomyrmex barbatus (red harvester ant), 2776 nucleotides. RefSeq names its product tyrosine-protein phosphatase non-receptor type 11. Gene Ontology annotation, biological process: protein dephosphorylation; positive regulation of ERK1 and ERK2 cascade. Gene Ontology annotation, molecular function: cell adhesion molecule binding; receptor tyrosine kinase binding; non-membrane spanning protein tyrosine phosphatase activity. The record is from RefSeq and is a predicted model, not a curated record. Gene Ontology annotation, cellular component: cytoplasm. Lineage: Eukaryota; Metazoa; Arthropoda; Insecta; Hymenoptera; Formicidae.